Molecule: messenger RNA, 1374 nt
Organism: Microthlaspi erraticum
Lineage: Eukaryota; Viridiplantae; Streptophyta; Magnoliopsida; Brassicales; Brassicaceae
Source: the annotation of a GenBank genome assembly
AUGACCACUCUUGGUCGGUUUUUCUUCCGAAGGUUUCACCAGAAAAGUGUUGAUGUGAUCUCGAGAGACAUCAUCAAGCCAUCAUCUCCAACUCCAAACCACUUAAAGAACUUCAAACUCUCUCUUCUAGAACAGCUCGGUCCAACCAUCUUUGGUCCUAUGGUCUUCCUCUAUUCAGGCAACAACAACAGAACCAAACAACCUGAACAAUUACAGAAGCUAAAGAAGUCUUUAUCCGAGACUCUAACUCAUUUCUACCCUCUCGCUGGACGGCUCAAAGCCAACACAAGCAUCGACUGCAACGACUCAGGCGCUGAUUUCCUCCAAACAAAAGUUAAUUCACCGCUUUCGAGUCUCCUACAAGAACCCUCUUCAGAUAUCUUACAACAACUGAUUCCAACACCAGUCGAUUCCACAGAAGCAAGAACCAAGCUCCUUCUCGCUCAAGCGAGUUUCUUCCAAUGUGGAGGCAUGGCGAUAGGAGUUUGCAUCUCUCACAAACUCGCCGACGCGACUUCCAUCGGUUUGUUCAUGAAGAGCUGGGCUUCAAUCUCGGAUUUCGGUUCGAUCAAACCCGGUUGUUAUCCGGUUUUCGACACGGCCAAGAUCUUCCCACCUGGAAACUUCUCCGAGACUGCCCCUGCACCGGUGGUUGAGCCAGAGAUCAAGAUGGAUCUGACUCUUUCGAAGAGGUUCGUGUUCGAUUCCUCGAGCAUUCAAGCUCUGCAAGCGAAAGCUUCAAGCUUUGAAGUGAAUCAACCUACAAGAGUCGAAGCUGUUUCAGCUCUGAUUUGGAAAUCCGCAAUGGAAGCUACAAGAAAAGUUUCGGGAAAAUCGAAACCGUCGAUUCUCGCGAACUCCGCGAGCUUACGCUCUCGUCUGUCUCUACAGUUUACAGAGAACUCAAUCGGGAAUCUCGUGAGCUACUUUGCAGCGAAAGCAGAGGAAGGAGUAAAACAGAGAAAGCUUCAAACUUUGGUGGCCGAGAUACGGAAAGCGAAACAGAGGUUUCGAGAUAGCCAUGUACCGAAGCUCGUGGGAAACCGGAAUGCGACGGAGAUCAUCUGUAGCUACCAGAGAGAAGCUGGAGAUAUGAUUGCGAGUGGAGAUUUCGAUUUCUACAUCUUCUCGAGUGCUUGCCGGUUUGGUUUGUAUGAGACAGAUUUCGGUUGGGGGAAACCGGUUUGGGCUGGGUUUCCUUCGGUUAGACAGAAGAACAUUGUGACGCUUCUUGAUACGAAAGAAGCUGGUGGAAUUGAAGCUUGGGUGAAUUUGAAUGAGAAAGAGAUGAAGAUUUUUGAAGAAGAUAGAGAAUUGAUCGAAUUUGCUUCACUGAAUCCUAGUGUGAUCCAACCUUUUCUCCAUGUUCUCUGA